Molecule: messenger RNA, 511 nt
Organism: Trametes versicolor FP-101664 SS1
Lineage: Eukaryota; Fungi; Basidiomycota; Agaricomycetes; Polyporales; Polyporaceae
Exons: 3
Coding region: 52-360 (102 amino acids)
Source: RefSeq, a predicted model, not a curated record
CAGCUCAGCUCUCUGCACUCCAGCCCCUCUGCACUCCAAACGAUCCUCGUCAUGCAGUUCACCUCUUUCCUCACCCUCGCCAGCAUUGCUCUCGCCGCCGUCUGCGGUGUGCAAGCAGAGGAGAACAAGCGGGACUCCACGCCGCACCCCACCACCAUCUGGGUGCCCACCGCGACCGUAGUGGAGACCAACACCUUCACCGGGACGCGCGUCGAGCAGAUCUGGACGACGGUCGCGCCCUACGAGUGGGAGACGACGUUCCCCAUCACCUGGACGGCCACCCAGACGAAGACGCAGUUCAAGCCUGUCGUCACCAACGCCCCUGCGCGUCGUCACGCGCGCGACUUCGAGCAGUCAUGAGAUGCCUUGACCAGACUGCACGUUCUUUCACGAUUCUUUGAUGACUGCUUCAUGACCCUGUUGUAUCUGGAGGAUGUACGUUAGCGGGUGACGAUCUCGUUCGUGCCCGGAGAAAAGUGUCCCGACCGUUGUUCGCAUAGCGUGCUACGCC